Olea europaea var. sylvestris is the source of this 1164-nucleotide messenger RNA. RefSeq lists its product as uncharacterized. The coding region runs from base 1 to 1164 and encodes 387 amino acids. The transcript has 3 exons. The record is from RefSeq and is a predicted model, not a curated record. Lineage: Eukaryota; Viridiplantae; Streptophyta; Magnoliopsida; Lamiales; Oleaceae.
AUGGUACAAUAUCCAACUCCAGUUUGCACAGGUUGUGGGGUAGAUCACAUCACUGUAAGUUGUCCUUUGACUUCUACUCAUAUGAAUCAGCCAGUAGAGGUACUAGCAAUUGAGGCGGUGAAUUCUGAGAUCAAAGAACCACCAUCAUUCACUCCUGUCGUCGUGAUCAAGGCUUAUUUGCCACCCAUUCCAUUCUUUCAAAGACUGCAAAGGAACGAGACGGGCAAAGAACAAGUGGAGUAUUCCAAAAAAUCAACAGAAAAGGAUCAACAAAUGCCUUCGAACAGUCCACAAGUAGGUGUAAAAGUUCCUAUCAAAGCACUUACGCACCCAGUCUCAUUACCUCAAAGAUUGAAAAAUACGAAACUGGAGAAGCAGUUCACAAUGUUUCUGGAAGUCCUUAAACAGCUGCAUGUCAACAUCCAUUUCAUUGAAGUGAUCCCUCAAAUUCCAAACUAUUUCAAGUUUUUAAAGAAAAUGUUGACCAAAAAGAGGAAGUUGCCCGAACACGAAACGAGAGCAUUAUUUGAAGAAUGCAGUGCGAUCAUUCAGCGCAGGAUCCCUCCAAAACUUAAAGAUCCAGGGAAUUUCACUCUACCUUUCUCCAUAGGAAUAUUAUACGAUAUAAAUUGUUUAAUUAAUUUGGGAGCGAGUAUUAAUUUAAUUCCCUUUCCUCUUUACAGGAAAGUGGGAUUAAGAGAUCUUAAGGUGGUGUCUAUUAUCCUUCAGCUGAUGGAUCGAUCAUUGAAAUACUCCUAUGGAAUAGUCCAAGAUAUGCUUAUCAAGGUGGGGGAGUUCAUUUUUCUAGCUGACUUUAUCAUAUUGGGCAUAGAAGAGGCAUGUCAGAUGCCAAUAAUCUUGGGAAGGCCCUUUUUGUCUACAAGCCAAGCUUUGCUGGAUUUUGAUGCUAAUGAGAUAGUCUUGAAGGUGGAAGAUAAACAACAGAGCUUCACCAUGGAGAAUCCAAUCAAGCAACCCUUAUACUUUGAAGAUUGCCAACAAGUGGAUUAUUGGGAGAGCUACAAAGACAGGCCAAAUGAAGGAAGAAUUGUCGGUAGGGACAAUGAUGAAAACUUGGUUAUUUGGAGGAUGACAGAUAAAAGAAUGAAGUGCGAUCAGUGCAUGAAAUGCAGGGUUGAAAAUUCUCUUUUCAAGCCACCAUGA